UAUGGAAACAUCUAGUUAAAGUGAUCUCUCCAUCGCUUCUUUGGCUACUAUAGAUGCCAUUGAUGAUGCAAUUUAAAAAGAUAAGAAUCGAUAUGUACGCAAAGGUUUUACAAAAUUAAUAAAAAUAAGGUUAUGGAUUAAUUGUGGCCAUCUUUAUAGCUUUAUCAACUUAUUUGACAGUUCCUCACAUAAUGUUCUUUGUUCAUUCCUAUCUAGAAGGUAUGGAAGGUAUUAUAUAAGAUAAUAUUUUUAAGAAAUUAAAAUAUUCCUACUUGUUUAGUUGAGUACAACACAUUUAAGUUAUGUGUUGGGAAACAUUUACAUGUACAUCAUCUACUCUUUGAAAUUACCAUUUUUUGAAAGAUAUAAAGUUGAUAAUGUAAUUUAAAAAUAUCAUCAUAUUCUUAGAAUCCAUGGCCAUGGGAAAAGAAUAAAGAAUAAUGGAACUAAACAAAGAAAAAGGUUCUUCUUAAUUGGAUUCUUAAUUCAACCAUUUCUUCCAUUUUAACUAUUGGAAGUGUUUUAGGAGGAUAAAAAUUUAGACAUGAUACUUCAAGCAUCCCAUCCUAUUUUGAAUUAGCAUGGCAAAUAGCAUUUUGUAUGAUUGUAGAAGAUGCAUCAUUCUAUUGGUUACAUAGAACUUUGCACAGUCCAAGAUUCUAUCAUAUUCAUAAAAAACAUCAUGAAUUUUAUAAUACUAUUAGUGUUGCUGCAGAGUACUAACAUCCUAUAGAAUUUAUACUUACUUCUACAGCUACAGCCCUAGGACCAAUAUUUCUGGGUUCACAUAUGCAUGUGUAUACUUUGGGAUUCUGGUAUAUUGUGAGAGUAUUUGAAACUAUUGAUGGACAUUGUGGUUAUGAGUUCUCUUGGUCACCCUAUAGAUUAUUACCAUUCUCUGGUUCAUCAGAAUAUCAUCAUUAUCAUCAUUCACAUAAUAUUGGAAAUUUCUCUAGCUUCUUCUAUUAUUGGGACACCUUAUGUGGAACUAAUAAAGAAUACUUCAAUUUCAAGAAGAUAAGAGCUAAUGUAUAAUAUAAUUUUAAAUUAUUUGUAGGAAAUGAAAUUAAAUAUGAUGAGAAAAGUUUACCAUAUAAAUUAAUAGAAAACCAAAACUUCAUGAU
Molecule: messenger RNA, 1124 nt
Organism: Paramecium pentaurelia
Lineage: Eukaryota; Ciliophora; Oligohymenophorea; Peniculida; Parameciidae
Source: the annotation of a GenBank genome assembly